This is a messenger RNA of Zasmidium cellare ATCC 36951, 654 nucleotides long. RefSeq lists its product as uncharacterized. Bases 1 to 654 code for a protein of 217 amino acids. The transcript is spliced from 3 exons. The record is from RefSeq and is a predicted model, not a curated record. NCBI's taxonomy places the organism in Eukaryota, Fungi, Ascomycota, Dothideomycetes, Mycosphaerellales, Mycosphaerellaceae.
AUGGCGAUUCAGAGAGUUUUUCUUGUUGCGCUGCUGGCUGCGAAAGGCGGCACUUUUGCACUCAGAACUCAUAGCACAAACCCGACACAGUUGCCAGCCGUGGAUGCAAAAUAUGACGGGCAAUGCUUCUAUCCACAACCUGCUCUGGACUUCGACCUUGACAGCUACCUUGGCCGCUGGUACCAAGUCGCCGGCACUGUGGCCCCAUUCACGGCUGGUUGCAAGUGCAUCCGUGCGGACUACUCCCUGAACGCCAACGGGACAGUGGACGUUCUGAACGGCUGCGAGCUUGGCGGGCAAGAAGUCAAGAUCCAAGGCACCGCCACCGCCAUUCCGUCAUCUGCUGGCUACGGCGAAGGAGGAGUACUGAGAGUACAGUUUCCCGGCCAGUCAGCACCAGAGUGUCCGGGACCUAACUAUGUCGUUCAAUACAUCGGCGCAGGCAAUGGAAGCGAGGGUUGUGGUGCAGAUGCCAGUGGUGAUGGAGCAUUUGCGAUCGUGCAAAGUUCGAACUUCUCCACCCUGUUCUUGCUGAGUAGGCAACAGAACCCUAGUAAUACAUCCAUCGAGGCGUGGCUUCAGCGUGCCGGGAGACUCGGCUCGAAUCUGACGGAAGUCGUAUUGACGGACCAGACUGGAUGUCAGUUUACGUAG